AUGUUCGAUCUGUCGUAUAAAUCACAAAAACGAAUCAAAAAACGAAAAAGAUGGCUAUUUCACGCCACGGACUUUCAAUCGUUGAUGUAUCUCAAUUUCAUUUUUUGCAAGAUUCUAGGAAUAUUUCCAUACAAUGUCACGGUUUCGACUUUUGAGAUUUCCAAACCCCAAUACGUUCUGUGGACUAUUAUUACCUGUGCCAUUUGCAUUUAUGAGCUAAUAAUGUUCUAUAAACUCAAUUUUUCUGGAAGAGUCAGACUUGAAGUACCCAAGACUAUUUCGUAUAAUUUCCAUUUUAUACUUGGAGCAUUCGCAGCAAUUGUCUGGUAUGUUUUGAGCGGCCCACGAAUACGUUUGCUCCAGACUGUACAAGAAAUUUCAUCAAGAUUGCCCCCGGAGUCAUAUCAGAAGCUCUCCAAGCUAAUUCAUGCAAAAGAUAUCAUCGCUUUUUUCUUUCUGUUAUGUCAAUUGUUAAUGUUACCUUUAAAUUCUUCUGAGAUGGCUAUUGAUACUAUGUUGGAGCCAUUGAGACUAUACAUCGCUAUGAUAGUGUUUCAAAUGGAUAUGCUAUAUAUGAAUUGCGUUUGUGUCUUAAAAGCCUGUUUCAAAGAAAUUAAUAACACUCUGGGGAAUCUACGGGAACUCGUGAUGAAUGAUAUCUCUAAACGAAUCUAUCAUGAGCAAAGACAUCCAUUCAUGCUAACAGAACUCAAAGCUGUCAAGAAACAACAUCUGAUGGUCAGUGGCACAGUACAAAUGCUGAAUAUAAUCUUCAGCCUGCAGCUUCUCGUUACCAUAAUGGUAGUUUUCAAGCAGAUCACUUUUUUCCUGUAUUUUCAUAUAGUGCAGUGGCAAGACGGAUUAUCCAUUAAUCUGGAUAAGCAGAUUCGCAAUGAAUUUUUUGUAUCAUACAUUAUAUAUUAUUUUAUAAGAAUAACGUUAAUAGUGUGGGCCUGCGAAACCGGCAAGAAUCAAGCAGUAGAAAUCGGCACUACCGUUCACGAUGUGCUUAAUAUCAUCAGUGAUGAGCAAAUGAAACAUGAGUUGCAGCUGUUUUCCUUGCAAAUAUUGCAAUGCGAUAAUACUUUCUCCGCGAAAGGUCUCACUGUGAAUGCUGCACUUCUCACUACGAUGGCGAGUAGUAUCACUACGUAUCUAUUAAUUUUAAUACAAUUCUUGGGUAUCUCGCAUUCUUGUGAUGGACAGACUGUAAUCAAUAUUACAGAAACAAUUUAA
Molecule: messenger RNA, 1236 nt
Organism: Mycetomoellerius zeteki
Lineage: Eukaryota; Metazoa; Arthropoda; Insecta; Hymenoptera; Formicidae
Exons: 3
Coding region: 1-1236 (411 amino acids)
Biological process (GO): chemosensory behavior; male courtship behavior; sensory perception of taste
Cellular component (GO): axon; neuronal cell body; membrane
Source: RefSeq, a predicted model, not a curated record